AUGAGUGAUACUUUGGAGCCACAACAACUUCAAGUCGGAGUUGAAGAUGCGACUGCUGACCAGUCACUAGAUGCAUCAACCGCACUUCAAAGUCUUAUUAACGAACUAAAUGAAGGUGAUAUACUAGUCAUGGCAGAUGAGAUUGAAGCCUGUAUUGCGCGAACACAAGAAAGACGUGAACGAGAGUUGGAAGAAAUAAACCAAUCCAAUGAAGAACUAAGGGAGGAAAUCAAACGUAAGGAAGAGAAUAUUCGGACUCUCACCAAGAUUAAUGAUGUGAAGGCUGAUUUGAUUAAAGUUAAUUUUGAUAUUGCAAAUUUUGACUUUUCACCCGUUGAUAAAUCACAAGACUUGUUCCAAGCAAUUCGGAUAAAGGAUCUGGAACUUUACAACUUGAAAGUGGCUUUGACUCAGGAGAAAAGUGAUUUAAAUGAUGAUUUGGGUCAAUUAAUACAAAAGAGAACUAAGUUGCAGAACGAAUUGAAUGAACUUAAUGAGAAAUUGGAAAACCCAGAACCUAAGGAAAAUAUUGAUCCUGAAAAGUUAAGAGAAUACGAUUUAGCAUUACUAAAGAUUAACUUUUAUCGAAAUUUGGGUAUACGUAUUGAAUCAUUCAGGAAGCCAGAACUGACGCCAGGAGCGGCCAGUGAGGCAGCUACUACUCAAGAUCCCGAAAAUGCAAAUGAUUUGUCCGAUGAUCCUGAAUAUGUAGUUAUCGUGACAAAUAGCGAAGGUGAAGUGAAAACCAUGCCUGUUGGCUUGAGUUGUCCUGAAGAGUCCGUGUCCAGAUUCAUUUGGGAGAAUAUCGAUUGA
This is a messenger RNA of Lodderomyces orthopsilosis Co 90-125, 813 nucleotides long. Its product is annotated as kinetochore-associated Ndc80 complex subunit. The transcript has a single exon. The record is from RefSeq and is a predicted model, not a curated record. Lineage: Eukaryota; Fungi; Ascomycota; Pichiomycetes; Serinales; Debaryomycetaceae. Bases 1 to 813 code for a protein of 270 amino acids.